Mangifera indica (mango) is the source of this 3504-nucleotide messenger RNA. RefSeq names its product trichohyalin-like. The record is from RefSeq and is a predicted model, not a curated record. The coding region runs from base 295 to 3171 and encodes 958 amino acids. The transcript is spliced from 33 exons. Lineage: Eukaryota; Viridiplantae; Streptophyta; Magnoliopsida; Sapindales; Anacardiaceae.
AACGUGGUAAUAAUUCUUUUUAGCCAUAAAACUUUUCCUUGUCUAUUCUUUCCUAGACAGAAGAACUUUUUAAGUGAUCAGGUGGUUGUCUGAGAAGGAGUUCACUCACUGCUAAAUUCGCCUAGUCAUUUCAGAGUUUCUGUUCCUACUUUCUACUACGCCCUUAUCUUCACUUGGUUUCUCUAUUACUCUCUCGUUUUUGUGUUGUAAUCCAUGGUGGGUGUGCAAAGGAGCUCAAGCAUGUGGUAUUCAAAUGAGUCUCUUGAUGGCAAAGAUGGUUAGAAGAUUGAUGAAAUGGAAGAAGAGUUUGACAAUUAUCUUGGUGUAAAGGCUGAGUUACAACCCCUAGGUGUGGAUCCUAAAAGGGGUUGGAGUUUUUUCAGUGUGCAUGAGCUAGAGAGUGAACUCAGCGGGCAACGUCAUGAUGGAGACCUCAGAGAAGAAGAAGCUGAACGCAAGGCAAAAUUAGACGAGAUUGCUGAAGAACAUAGGCAAAGGCAGUGGGAAGAGACUGAGGAACGAAGAAAAGAAGAAGCUGAAUGCGAGGCAAAAUUAGACAAGAUUGCUGAAGAACAUAGGCAAAGGCAGUGGGAAGAGGCUGAGAAACGAAGAAAAGAAGAAGCUGAAUGCGAGGCAAAAUUAGACAAGAUUGCAGAAGAACAUAGGCAAAGGCAGUGGGAAGAGACUGAGAAACGAAGAAAAGCAGAAGCUGAAUGCGAGGCACAAUUAGACAAGAUUGCUGAAGAACAUAGUCAAAGACGGUGGGAAGAUACUGAGAAACAAAGAGAAGAAGAAGCUGAACGCGAGGCAAAAUUAGACGAGAUUGCUGAAGAACAUAGGCAAAGGCAGUGGGAAGAGACUGAGAAACGAAGAAAAGAAGAAGCUGAACGUGAGGCAAAAUUAGACAAGAUUGCUGAAGAACAUAGGCUAAGGCAGUGGGAAGAGACUGAGAAACAAAGAAAAGAAGAAGCUGAACGCGAGGCAAAAUUAGACGAGAUUGCUGAAGAACAUAGGCAAAGGCAGUGGGAAGAGGCUGAGAAACGAAGGAGAGAAGAAGCUGAAUGCGAGGCAAAAUUAGAUGAGAUUGCUGAAGAACAUAGGCAAAGGCAGUGGGAAGAGACUGAGAAACGAAGAAAAGAAGAAGCUGAACGUGAGGCAAAAUUAGACAAGAUUGCUGAAGAACAUAGGCAAAGACAGUGGGAAGAGACUGAGAAACGAAGAAAAGAAGAAGCUGAACGCGAGGCAAAAUUAGACAAGAUUGCUGAAGAACGUAGGCAAAGACAGUGGGAAGAGACUGAGAAACGAAGAAAAGAAGAAGCUGAACGCGAGGCAGAGUUAGACGAGAUUGCUGAAGAACAUAGGCAAAGGCAGUGGGAAGAGACUGAGAAACAAAGAAAAGAAGAAGCUGAACGCGAGGCACAAUUAGACAAGAUAGCUGAAGAACAUAGGCAAAGACAGUGGGAAGAGACUGAGAAACGAAGAAAAGAAGAAGCUGAACGCGAGGCAAAAUUAGACGAAAUUGCUGAAGAAUAUAGGCAAAGGCAGUGGGAAGAGGCUGAGAAACGACGAAAAGAAGAAGCUGAACGCAAGGCAAAAUUAGACGAGAUUGCUGAAGAACAUAGGCAAAGGCAGUGGGAAGAGGCUGAGAAACGAAGAAAAGAAGAAGCUGAAUGCAAGGCAAAAUUAAACAAGAUUGCUGAAGAACAUAGGCAAAGGCAGUGGGUUGAGGCUGAGAGACGAAGAAAAGAAGAAGCUGAACGUGAGGCAAGAUUAAACGAGAUUGCUCAAAAACAAAGGCAAAGGCAGCAGGAAGAGGCUGAGAGACGAAGAAAAGAAGAAGCUGAACGCAAGGCAAGAUUAGAUGAGAUUGCUGAAAAACUGAGGCAACUGCAGGAGGAAGAGGCUGAGGGACAAAGAAAAGAAGUUGAACGCAACGCAAGAUUAGACGAAAUAGCUGAAAAACAGAGGCAAAGGCAGCAGGAAGAGGUUGAGAGAUGGAGAAAAGAAAAAGCCGGACGCAAGGCAAGAUUAGACGAGAUAGCUGAAAAACAGAGGCAGAGGCAGCAGGAAGAGGCUGAGAGACGAAGAAAAGAAGAAGCUGAACGCAAGGCAAGAUUUGAAGAGAUUGCUGAAAAACAGAGGCAAAGGCAGCAGGAAGAGGCUGAGAGACGAAGAAAAGAAGAAGCUGAACACAAGGCAAGAUUUGAAGAGGUUGCUGAGAAACAGAGGCAAAGGCAGCAGGAAGAAGCUGAGAGUCAAAGAAAAAAAGAAGCUGAACGCAAGGCAAGAAUAGACGAGAUCGCUGAAAAACAGAGGCUAAGGCAGAAGGAAGAGGCUGAGAGACAAAGAAAAGAGGAAGCUGAACGCAAGGCAAGAUUAGAAAAGAUCGCUGAAAAACAGAAACAAAGGCAGCAGGAAGAGGCUGAGAGACGAAUAAAAAAAGAAGCUGAACACAAGGCAAGAUUAGACGAGAUCGCUGAAAAACAGAGGCAAAGGCAGCAGGAAGAGGCUGAUAGUCGAAGAAAAGAAGAAGCUGAAUGCAAGGCAAGAAUAGACAAGAUCGCGGAAAAACAGAGGCAAAGGCAGCAGGAAGAGGCUGAGAGACGAAGAAAUGAAGAAGCUGAACGCAAGGCAAAAAUAGAUGAGAUUGCUGAAAAACAGAGACAAAGGCAGCAGGAAGUGGCUGAGAAACGAAGAAAAGAGGAAGCUGAACGCAAGGCAAGAUUAGACGAGAUAGCUGAAAAACAGAGGCAAAGGCAGCAGGAAGCGGCUGAGAGACGAAGAAAAGAGGAAGCUGAACGCAAGGCAAGAUUAGAUGAGAUCACUGAAAAACAGAGGCAAUGGCAGCAGGAAGAGGCUGAGAGUCAAAGAAAAGAAGAAGCUGAACGCAAGGCAAGAAUAGACGAGAUCGCUGAAAAACAGAGGCUAAGGCAGCAGGAAGAGGCUGAGAGACAAAGAAAAGAGGAAGCUGAAUGCAAGGCAAGAUUAGACGAGAUCAUUGAAAAACAGAGUCAAAGGGAGCAGGAAGAGCCUGAGAGACAAAGAAAAGAAGAAGCUGAAUGCAAGGCAAGAUUGGAUGAGAUUGCUGAAAAACAGAGGCAAUGGGGUGGGGGGGAAUUUGGAAGAGGAGGAAAGGCUGAGAACAGAAGCUCUCUUUUGGAGACCAACUGAUUUAGCUGCCAAGCCUUUUGAGCUUCCUGCCUGUGCAUCAGAGCCUGGAACUGCUGCUGCUGCACCAUCUACUGGAAAAUAUGUUCCCAGAUUCAUUUGCAGGAUCUUUUGAGUGACUGCAGUUGCAGUAUCUUUUGUUCUCUAUGCUUUGAUUUUCUUACGGAUUCUCUUCAACCUUGUUAGAUCUUGUAUGUAUAUUCUCCUCAUCAGUACUGUUAGUGUAAAAGGUAUAAUCAAGGAAAUAGAAUUGUUAUACAGAUAUGCGCUAUUUUUAGUCUCUGUGAUACCUGUGCUUUUUUGUAUAUAAUAUAAUUAGCAACUGGUUUUGUGGUA